Molecule: messenger RNA, 1148 nt
Organism: Anastrepha ludens (Mexican fruit fly)
Lineage: Eukaryota; Metazoa; Arthropoda; Insecta; Diptera; Tephritidae
Gene: PIG-C
Product: phosphatidylinositol N-acetylglucosaminyltransferase subunit C
Exons: 2
Coding region: 215-1066 (283 amino acids)
Biological process (GO): GPI anchor biosynthetic process
Cellular component (GO): glycosylphosphatidylinositol-N-acetylglucosaminyltransferase (GPI-GnT) complex; membrane
Source: RefSeq, a predicted model, not a curated record
ACCUAAUCCAUAUAAAUGUUGUUCUUGCUCAAAUGCUACCACCUAAAAUAGUUGUACAAAUUUGUUUUAAAAAUGUAUUAAUUUUAAAACAUUGUAUGGGAUCGCAACUUAUUCCGAAAAUUAUUGAUCAUAGUUUUGUGGUUGUAUUAUGGUUAACAAGUUUUAGGAAAGUGGUUCCGAGAUAUAUGAAAAUUACAAAUUAAGCUGGACAAACAUGGUGCUGCAUUCUCGCAGGCAAUGGCAGAAAAGUCUUUAUGAAAAUGCUGAUUAUGAUGAUAAUUACACCGAUCCAAGUUUUCUGAAAGAGUUACGCACAAAUUUAAACGUACGCCUUUUCACUUUCGAGGAAGCUGUUAAGGGGACUACAAGGCUAAAUAAUCAAGUAUCAUGUGUUACCUUAUUCUUGGUUAUUUUUUAUCUUCUUUACACGGGGGACGUCACGCCACCCAAUGUGUUAUUUGUGACGGGCUUAUCCACUUCAAUAGGGUACAUUUUCUACCGCGGGCGGAAGCUUUUUGAUUUUCAAUGUAUUCUGGAGGAUUCGAAAACAUUAUUAAGUGUUUUAGUUUUCGGUUAUCUCUUCGCCCCUCUACUACACCGUCUAACCAAUGCUAUAAGUACAGACACAAUAUUUUCGAUGACGUUUUUUGUGUUACUUCUCAAUCUGAUUUUCUGUGAUUAUGGCUUAUCAGCGGCAAUGGUAUCUAAAGCAUUAUCGUUAAAUGCGGCAAUAUUUGCAUCUAUCUGCCUGGCUUCCCGACUUUCUACAGCAUUUCAUGCAUUUGCGCUGCUUGUGGAAGCGGCUGUAUUUUUUGUACUUUAUCCUAUUUUUACAUCUUUAUACUGGCACUGGUACUUUUUGGUGCCAAUUUUUGGACUUUGCUGUUUUUUGUUGUACAAUGUUUCACUUAAUAUUCUUCUUUUCUACGUCCUGUUCACGGGAUUCAUUAAUAUACUCUGCCCAUAUAUAUUUGUGGCGCAACAGCAAUAUAAACACAGUAUUCACGGUCCGUGGGAUGAAGCAAUCGUAGAGGAAAACAAUGAGGGUAUCAUUGAGGAUAAGUAAUAAGUACUUAAUGCUAUGUAGGACUCUGUUAGAAAUCAAAAAAAUAUUAAUAAACAUAAAACUAUAUUCUUUAUAAUGCAAA